AUGAGUUGGUUAUUUUGGUAUUGUAUUAUUUCUCAUUGUAUUUUUACCUUAAUUCUUUACAAACUGACAGAAAACGUGAAUAAUCCUGCAGUGAAAUUACGCAAAGAUACUAACAGAGAUUGUCUGGAGAGAAAGGACCAUUCAAUUCCACAAAACAGACUAAAUACUUUGGUGCAAGAGUCCAGCCUAUGGUGUGAUGGUGUGGAGAGAAGUGAACGUCUAUGUAAAUUUAGGAAUUUAUAUUACUCACCAUGGCUUAGAGAGUUUAUCUUUUUCCACGGAGAGUCCAGUGUUGUCCAAGGAGUGCCCGACAAGCGCUGUUCACCAGCAUUGCUGGACCUAUCCUCCAUUAAUGACCAUAACUUACAGUACUUUAAUUUCCAAGAUGCACCUGUCUCUGCUUUGAAAUAUUUCUCAGAAAUUGUUCAUAUUGACCACCCAAGCUUACUAUUUCAUAGAUUUAACCCAGAGAACAUAAUGCAUGUAAUUCAUGACGAUUUGUUACCACUUUUCUACACUUUACGACAGUAUUUCCAAGAUUUCAAACAACAAAAUAAACCAUUUAACAUGGAAGUUCAAAUUAUAUUCAUGGAAGGGAGAGAGGAGGGGCCUUAUUUUGAGCUAUAUAAAUUAUUCUCCAAUAGAAAACCAAUCCUGUUAACAUAUCUUCUAUCAAAGAGUAACAAAUCGUUAGUCUGUUUUCGCGAUGUUAUGGUUGGCAUAUCAAAAUCGACAACAUGGUACGACUAUGGUUUCCAUAUUCCACAAGGACCAAUACCUAACCAUAGGCCAGAUGGCAGCAUUAUACAACAGUUCACAGAAUAUGUUACCAAUAAACUAGGGACAACCAGCAAAAGCAAAGAUUCCAACUAUGUUAUUCUAUUCUCUCGUGAAUCAAACCGUCUCAUACUAAAUGAGCUACAACUUACAUUUUCCAUUGCAACGACUUUUAAUCUUCGAGUUGUUAGGCUUAGUUUAGAAACUAACAGACUUGGUGAAAUUAUCAAACAAAUCCAAGGUUCUGUGGGAAUCAUUGGCAUGCAUGGAUCAAUAUUAGUUUUAUCAAUGUUUCUUAGCCCUGGUGGUUUUGUUAUUGAGUUAUUUCCAUACGCCAUCAACCCUCAGAAUUAUACACCAUACAAAACUCUUGCUGAAAUAAUGGAUAUAACUUACACAUCUUGGCAGAAUAAUAUCAAGAACAACACUGUAGUGUAUCCCAAUAGGACAAAAUCCGAAGGUGGAAUCAUGUAUUUGGAUAGUGAAAUGCAAACAACUAUUUUAAACACAAAUGAAGUGCCGAGACAUUUAUGCUGCAAUAACCCCUACUGGUUAUUUAGAAUCUACCAAGACACAAUUGUCGAUAUUCCUACUUUCAUGGAAGUUAUGAAAAAUGCUUUAAAUGGAAGCAAACAGGCACAAAAAAGGGACUAUGUUAAAAAGUAUCCUGGAAAAAUAACAAAUGUAUUGUGCAAAAGCCUGGAAUCUGAAACUGGAGUGGGUAUAUUUGUUUCUUGGAAUAUUUCAUGGAACAUGCAGUUUUAUGACCAAUCCAAAGUUAGUAGUGAAGUUUGGAUUCAGGAUGUAUUAGAUGAGAACUACAUGGCAUAUUCAUUGCAAGGCAUCACACAACAUACAUUUGACGAGAAGAUAAAGUAUGAUACUUCAUAUAGUGUCUGGGUAAGAGGGGUUAUAAAUGGCAAUACUGGACCAUUUUCUCAUGUCUGUACUUGCUCAACAUAA
This is a messenger RNA of Paramuricea clavata, 1740 nucleotides long. NCBI's taxonomy places the organism in Eukaryota, Metazoa, Cnidaria, Anthozoa, Malacalcyonacea, Plexauridae. The record is from the annotation of a GenBank genome assembly.